This is a messenger RNA of Ficedula albicollis (Collared flycatcher), 4282 nucleotides long. RefSeq names its product leucine-rich repeat containing G protein-coupled receptor 4 (gene LGR4). Gene Ontology annotation, biological process: G protein-coupled receptor signaling pathway. Gene Ontology annotation, cellular component: membrane. The record is from RefSeq and is a predicted model, not a curated record. Gene Ontology annotation, molecular function: G protein-coupled receptor activity; protein-hormone receptor activity; protein binding. Lineage: Eukaryota; Metazoa; Chordata; Aves; Passeriformes; Muscicapidae. The transcript is spliced from 19 exons. The coding region runs from base 133 to 2664 and encodes 843 amino acids.
GUCAGAGGCAGUAGAAGCAUGCUUAAGAUUGCUGGGAAAAGAUGGAAUAACAAGAAGAAAUGUCUAUAUUAAUGUGAAAGGCUUAAAUUCUUCCCUUUUGGCAUUAACAGCUUUGUGUGUAGAGAUAUCAGCAUGAAUAACAUCACAAGACUACCAGAAGAUGCCUUCAAGAACUUUCCCUACUUGGAAGAGCUGCGACUGGCUGGCAAUGACCUUACUUUUAUCCAUCCAAAGGCCCUGUCCGGGUUGAAAGAGCUCAAAGUUCUAACCCUACAGAACAACCAGCUGAAGACUGUACCUAACGAGGCCAUCAGAGGAUUAAGUGGCUUGCAGUCCUUGCGUUUGGAUGCCAACCACAUCGCUGCCAUCCCAGAGCACAGCUUCCAGGGGCUCCUGCAGCUGCGCCACCUCUGGCUGGACGACAACAGCUUGACACAAGUUCCCAUCUCCCCUCUCAGCAACCUCCCCUCCCUGCAGGCUCUGACACUGGCUCUCAACAGAAUAACCCACAUUCCUGACUAUGCCUUCACAAACCUUUCCAGCCUCGUUGUUCUACAUCUUCAUAAUAAUAAAAUAAAAACUAUAGGAAAACACUGUUUUGAUGGAUUAGACAACCUCGAAACCUUGGAUUUAAAUUAUAAUAACAUGGUAGAGUUCCCUGAAGCCAUAAAAGCACUUCCAAGUCUAAAGGAGUUGGGAUUUCACAGUAACUACAUUUCUGUAAUUCCUGAUGGUGCAUUUGCAGGAAACCCCCUUCUAAGAACGAUACAUUUGUAUGAUAAUCCUUUGUCUUUUGUGGGGAACUCAGCAUUUCAGAAUCUGUCAGAUCUGCAUUCCCUGGUCAUUCGGGGUGCCAGCAUGGUGCAGUGGUUUCCUAAUUUGACAGGAACCAUAAAUCUGGAGAGCUUAACUCUUACAGGGACCAAGAUAAACAGUAUUCCUGUUAAUUUAUGCCAAGAGCAAAAGGUGCUUCGAACUUUGGACUUGUCUUAUAACAAUAUAAAGGACCUCCCAAGUUUUAAGGGCUGCCACACCUUGGAAGAAAUUUCCUUGCAGCAUAAUCAAAUCCAUGAAAUUGCAGAGGACACCUUCCAAGGACUGUCCUCCCUUCGUGUCCUGGACCUCAGUAGAAAUCGGAUCCAUCAGAUCCACAAGGGAGCUUUCGUCACUGUUGGAGCUCUUCUCAACCUAGACCUAAGUUUCAAUGAGCUCAGUUCAGUUCCAGCUGAAGGAUUGAGUGGACUGAACCAGCUUAAACUCACAGGCAAUUCUGAGUUGAAAGAAGCUUUGCCAGCAAAGAACUUUGCAAAACUCCGGUCGCUCUCUGUACCAUAUGCUUAUCAGUGCUGUGCAUUUUGGGGUUGUGAUUCUUAUCUUAACUCUAAUGCUGAAGAUUCCAGCCACCCAGAUCAAGGUGCCUUGAUGGAUCAUGAGAAGGCUAAUGCAGAUAUUACAAGAAAUGCAAAAAAUGAGGAAUUGGGACAGACUAUUAUUCACUGUACACCAGCAACAGGUGCUUUUAAGCCUUGUGAAUAUUUAUUGGGCAGCUGGAUGAUCCGCCUUACUGUCUGGUUUAUUUUUUUGGUGGCUUUGGUCUUCAACCUGCUUGUCAUGUUAACAAUAUUUGCAUCCUGUACUACAUUGCCAACUUCCAAACUGUUUAUAAGCUUGAUUUCUGUCUCUAACUUAUUUAUGGGAGUUUACACUGGUAUUUUAACUUUCUUGGAUGCUGUAUCUUGGGGAAGAUUUGCUGAGUUUGGCAUAUGGUGGGAGACUGGCAGUGGCUGCAGAAUUGCUGGCUUUCUUGCAGUUUUUUCAUCAGAAAGUGCCAUUUUUUUCCUGAUGUUGGCAGCUGUUGAACGGAGCUUCUCUGCAAAGGAGUUCAUUAAAAAGGGGAAGAGCAACCGCCAGAAGCAGUUCCAGAUCGCGGCGUUUUUUGCUUUCCUUUGCGCUCUCGUGGCGGGAUGCUUACCGCUUUUUUAUAAAGCAGAAUACUCAGCAUCACCCCUUUGCUUGCCCUUCCCCACUGGAGAAACACCUUUGCUGGGUUUCACGGUGACUUUAGUGCUACUGAAUUCAUUAGCGUUUCUGCUGAUGGCUAUUAUCUACACUAAACUCUAUUGCAACUUGGAAAAAGAGGAUCUCUCCGAAAACUCCCAGUCCAGCACGAUUAAGCAUGUUGCUUGGCUAAUCUUCACGAACUGCAUCUUUUUCUGUCCUGUCGCCUUCUUCUCGUUCGCGCCGCUGAUCACCGCGAUCUCCAUCAGCCCCGAAAUCAUGAAGUCCGUCACUUUGAUAUUUUUCCCGCUGCCCGCCUGCCUGAACCCGGUGCUGUACGUGUUCUUCAACCCCAAGUUCAAGGAGGACUGGCAGCUGCUGAGGCGGCGGCUGGGCAGGAAGAAGGGCGCGGCGGCGCCGGCCGGCGCUCAGGGCGGCCUCCCCCCCGCGGCCCGCGGCCGCCCGCUCAAGUGGCACAGCUGCCCCGCGCUGGCGGCGCGCUGCCCGCCGCCCGAGGGCUGCUGCCCGGACUGCGCCGACGAGGACGACUCCUUCGUGUCGGACAGCUCGGAGCAGGUGCAGGCCUGCGGCCGCGCCUGCUUCUCCCAGAGCAGGGGCUUCCCCCUGGUGCGCUACGCCUACAGCCCCCCCAGGGCCAGGGACUGACGCCUCUGCCUCCCCUGCCCCUCGCCUUUCCAGCAGCAAGCGCUUCUGCCGUCGUUCCUCCGUCUCCUUCGCAGAGAAGGGAAGCGGGCAGUAACUUCUUGAGCCAUACGCUUUGAAACAAUUAAAUAAAUCAAUUGCCCUGACUGUAAAUAAUUGGUAAACCAAAAUUGUUACCCAAUAUUUUUACUCUUUUCACGCAAUAGAGGUUUCUUUUAUACGGUUUUUACAUUGCAGUUGUACUUUGCUUCUUCUGGUGGUGAGGUAAGUUCUGUUGAUUUAUGGUUCUUUUUCCCCCCCCGUGAAAGCACAAUAUAAAGGACAGCUGUUUAAUAUUACAGAAAUUAUUUUUAAAUGUGUCUUUUUUAUAAUUAAACAAAAAAAAUCUAUUGCUAGCUUUGUAUACUAUAUCCAGCAUUGAAUCUCAGGAUGCGUUUUAUUGCAGGGCCAAAAAAGGGAUUAAUUCUCCCAUACGUAACUGUGACAGCAAUAUCAGAAUACUGUGUUUGUUUCAUAUUUCAGCUGAUGUUCAAUUGUUUUUAAAAAGGUUUGUUGCAGUAAAGUACUUGUAAUCCGCAAUAUUCUGUAGAUUUAUUGUAAUAAGAAUAUUAACAGCUGUCAGGAACAGUAGGGUUAAGCACAUUUUCCAGUGCUGAUGCAUUACUUCAGGUGAACCACAGCAAGUUUCUUCAGUAUUAUGCAGUCCAGUCGCACCAUGGGAAGGUGUCAGUGUGUUGGGGUGUUAGCAGAGCUGUCACUGUGUGCAGCUCAUGUCUUUGCGGUAAGACUGGCUGAUACUCUGCAGCCUGUUGGAAGUUACAGCACUUCAGUAAUAGCUAUGGGUAGACUGAGAGUUUAGGAAAUGGAGGGAAAAUGCAAGGCAAUUUGGAAGUAAAAAAGAAAACAUUUUUUCCGGUUACUUUAUUGACAAUGAAGUAUACUGUGCAAAGUCACUGAUUUUCACAUAAAUCAGUGCAGUCUUUUUAAAGCAUUAAAGUUCUGAGACUCAAAUUAUUUAAGUACAACCAGUGAUCAAUUUUUUAUAUUUAGCUGGAAAUAUGAUCAAUACCAAGUUAAUAAUGCAUGAUUGAGGAAUUAAGUAAGGUUUUUGGACAAUACACGAGAUCAAGAGUAAAUCCACUGCCAUCCCAGUUACUCUGGAGAAAUUCUUGUUAAGAUGUAAAGCUAGAUUGCUGUUUUGAGAAUUAAACUGUAUAUACUGUUCAUACAAUGAAUUUUUAUCUUUGUAUUGUAAGUUAUUUGAUAGAACCCAUGAUGGGAAAUGUGGCUUCAGUUCAUUUUGUUAAUUAAAGCUACCUCCUAAACAAUAGUGGCUGCCAGUAGCAGAAUGUUUAAAAUGUGGUUUAUGUACUUUUUUCAUUGUAAAUAGAUGUGGUUGUAUAUUUUCACUAUAAUAAAAACAGGAUCCUUGUAUAUCAAAGUCAUGUAGUUUGUACAAAGUAUGGGAGGAAUAUUUACUGUAUGCUGUUAAUUUUGUAAACCAAAAUAUUCAAGUGUAAAAAGGGAAAAAAACCAUCCAAGAGCUGUUAAUUCUUAUAUUUACACUCACAAAUAUUAGAUCUGCAAUUAGCAUGGAAUGUUACACUGAAAGCAAAUAAAG